Funneliformis caledonium is the source of this 333-nucleotide messenger RNA. Lineage: Eukaryota; Fungi; Glomeromycota; Glomeromycetes; Glomerales; Glomeraceae. The record is from the annotation of a GenBank genome assembly.
AUGGAACCAGAGCCUGAGCCUGAAGAAAAGGGCAGAGAUGUCGAAAAUGUUGAUUCGCCUAUUAAUAGUGAUUUAGAUGAUAAUGAAGACGAUGUUCCACUUGAACAAUUCACUGCUCUUAAUAUGAAUGAUCCUAAACCUGAAUAUUCUAAUACAAACAGUAAUUAUAAUAAUUCGAUGAUUUUAUUGGAUGCUGAUCAGUUACGAUUUGAUUAUUUUUCUUCAAGUUCUUAUAUGGCAAAAAAGCUGUUGCAUAUUAUUAAAUAUGAAAAGAAAUAUGCACCAAAGAAAACCUUGCAAAACAGAAUUAAUGAAGCAGGUUCUGAUAGUUAG